Messenger RNA from Vicugna pacos (alpaca), 4211 nucleotides. The record is from RefSeq and is a predicted model, not a curated record. NCBI's taxonomy places the organism in Eukaryota, Metazoa, Chordata, Mammalia, Artiodactyla, Camelidae.
GGGCAGAGUAGCCCGCGGAAGGCGGAAGUGUGUCUGUCAGGGCGGCCGCGAAGCCGGGCUGAGGUGUCCCUAGUUGGCACCCCGCGGCUCUUCCGGGGUCUGGGCCGGGGGACACCAGGGUGGCCAGCGAGAACCAGCGGGUGACGAAGCCAUGAGGCGGCCGCGGGGCCUGGCGGGGUCUGGAGGUUGACUGCUCCCGCUGCCUUCCGCGAGGCCGCCUCCUCCAGGCAGCCACCCGCCCCUCUCAGGGUCUCGCGCCCCAGCGUCCUCCCGGCGCCUUGGACCGAGGCUCCGUGGCCCCCAGACCCCGCGCUAUGACCGCGGCCGCCGCCUCCAACUGGGGGCUGAUCACGAACAUAGUGAACAGCAUAGUAGGGGUCAGUGUCCUCACCAUGCCCUUCUGCUUCAAACAGUGUGGCAUCGUCCUGGGGGCCCUGCUCUUGGUCUUCUGCUCUUGGAUGACGCACCAAUCCUGCAUGUUCCUGGUGAAAUCCGCCAGCCUGAGCAAACGGAGGACCUACGCUGGCCUGGCGUUGCACGCCUACGGAAAAGCGGGGAAGAUGCUGGUGGAGACCAGCAUGAUCGGGCUGAUGCUGGGUACCUGCAUUGCCUUCUACGUUGUGAUUGGCGACUUGGGGUCCAACUUCUUUGCUCGGCUCUGUGGGUUGCAGGUGACGGGCACCCUGCGCGUGCUCCUGCUCUUCGCUGUGUGCCUGUGCAUCGUGCUCCCGCUCAGCUUGCAGAGGAACAUGAUGGCCUCCAUCCAGUCCUUCAGUGCCAUGGCCCUCAUCUUCUACACUGUCUUCAUGUUUGUGAUCGUGCUGUCCUCGCUCAAGCACGGCCUCUUCGGUGGGCAGUGGCUGCGGCAGGUCAGCUACAUCCGCUGGGAGGGCGUCUUCCGCUGCAUCCCCAUCUUCGGCAUGUCCUUCGCCUGCCAGUCCCAGGUCCUGCCCACCUACGACAGCCUGGACGAGCCAUCGGUGAAGGCCAUGAGCUCCGUCUUCGCCUCCUCCCUCAACGUGGUCACCACCUUCUACGUCGCGGUGGGGUUCUUUGGCUAUGUGAGCUUCGCGGAGGCCACAGCGGGCAACGUGCUCAUGCACUUCCCGUCCAACCUGGUGACGGAGAUGAUCCGCGUGGGCUUCAUGAUGUCGGUGGCCGUGGGCUUCCCCAUGAUGAUCCUGCCCUGCAGGCAGGCCUUGAACACGCUGCUUUUCGAGCAGCAGUGCGGCACUUGUACAGGUCUCCCUCAUGGGUGGCGUGGCUCCAGGAGCGAGGUUCGCCGCUGCAUCUCAGGGCAGAGUUGCGCUUGUCCCCGCAGCGGCCGUGACGAGCAGCCUGUGCCUCCCUGGUGUCUGUGGUUCCGCUCGCAGGUCCACCUUCAGGCGACCUGCCUGCGCCCGGAGCGGGCCUGCCCAAAAGAUGGGACCUUCGCCGCUGGAGGCUACAUGCCGCCCCUGCGGUUUAAAGCCCUCACCCUUUCGGUCGUGUUCGGAACCAUGUUCGGUGGAAUCAUGAUCCCAAAUGUGGAGACCAUCUUGGGCCUCACAGGCGCCACGAUGGGCAGCCUCAUCUGCUUCAUCUGCCCGGCGCUGAUCUCCAGGAAGGUCCACAAGAGCUCGCUGUCCUCCCAGGUGGUACUCUGGGUUGGCCUGGGCAUCCUGGUGGUCAGCACACAUACCACCCUGUCCGUGAACCAGGAAGGCCCUGUGGACUUGGCCGAGGGAGCCCCAGGCGACCAGCUUGGAGAGGCUGAGGGCGAGGUGAAGGCAGAGGCAGCCUGGCUCCCAGGCCAGAAGCCAGCUGUGGACGCGGCCGAGGACGGCCGGGAUAAGCCGAAGCUGCCCGAGGAGAAAGAGGAGAUGGAGCAGGCCCAGAUCAAGGGCCCUGUGAACGUGCCCCCGAGGGAGGACACCAAGGAGAAGCCGGAGGAGGUGCAGCUGGAUCGCCCCGGUCAAGGCGUUGCGGUACCUAUGGGCGAGGCCCACCGCCACGAACCCCCCGUCCCUCACGACAAGGUGGUGGUGGAUGAAGGUCAAGACCAAGAGGGACCGGAGAAUGAGCGUCCGUCCAAACAUGUGGAUGAAAGGGCUCUAGGGGGCAAGGGUCAGGUGGUGCCGCUCCCGCUGGAUUCAGAGAGAGAGAGACCCAGACGAGACCAGGCUUUGGAGGCAGCGGGCGGACUUCCUGAGGUUCCCCAGAAGGUUCCAGAAGAAAAUGGUCAGCCAGCCAUUGAGCCCGUGAAAGAGGAGCCCGUGGGGCCGGGCAACGGGGCUGUCCAUCCAGGGCCCCAGGCGGUGCUCCCUAAGGGGCAGGACAUCCCAGUGGCAGGUGCAGGGGACAGAGCGGACGGCGUCCCGCCGCUGGACCAUGCCAAGCCGGCAGAGAAGAGCGAGCCUGGUGGGCAGGCCCCCCUCCCAGAGGAGAAGCCGGCCCCAGGGGCAGGGCCGCAGGCAGAGCCCCGGGAGCAGAGGAAUGCAGAGGGACCUGGAGGGGACCACGCCGGCAGCAAGUUGGAGGAAGCUGGCCGGGUGGAGAUGCUGGACCAUGCUGUCCUGCUGCAGGUGAUAAAGGAACAGCAGGUGCAGCAGAAGCGCCUCCUGGACCAGCAGGAGAAGCUGCUGGCGGUGAUUGAAGAGCAGCACAAGGAGAUCCACCAGCAGAGGCAGGACGGCGGGGACAGCGAGGAUGUGGACGUGCAGCCCGAGCCCGGGGUCGCUGCGCCCAGAGGUAAGGAGCAGGAGGCCCACGACAUGGGAAUGGCUGAGCCCCCGGCCGCACCUCCCGGCGAUGCUGAGCUGGAGCCCCAGGCUGCCCAGGCCGAGCCGAGGGAAGGCAGGCGGGGCGCCGUGCCAGAGGCCGCGGGUGCUGGUGUGCAGGAGCGGGUCCCCGUGCCAGACCCUGCCAGGGUGCUCGGGAGCCUGGAGAAGCACGGUGCUGGAGGACUCCCUGGGCAGAGUCGGGACGUUUUCGGUGGAGUCUCCCAUGAAAGGAAGAAACCCGGAAAGGAGGCGGCAGCUACUGGCACGGACGUUCAAGAGGCAGACCCGCUGCGGGUGGGGGCGGCGACCGGGGGCCUGCAGGUGAAGUCCCAGCAGGUGAGCCAAGACCAGGCACCUGCAGGCCUGUCCAGCAGGCCAGGGGGAGCAGCCCCUUGGGCCCAGGCUGGGUUACAGCCGCCGGAACCCCGGGCCGUCUCUGCCACGGGUCAGGGCGGGCAGCAGGGUGGGCAUCCGGAGACGAGGAAGGAGACCCUCCGCAGGGACCACAGGCCCGCUCCCAGGGAGGACGCCGCCAUCCAAAAGACAGAGCGGAGGCCAGACCCUGAGCUCGGGCCCAAACCGGCCAUGCCCGGGGCUCAGAAGCUAGACAAUGCCAAACCCAAUCGGGACCUGAAAGUCCAGGCCGGCUCGGACCUUCGGAGGAGACGGCGGGACGUGGCUCCUCAGGCAGAGGGGGGCCCAGCCCUGAACGACGGGGUCGUCAUCAGCUUCAACCCCCUGCCCGAUGUGCAGGUCAGCGACCUCCGCAGCGCCCUGGAGGCCCAGCUGCACCAGGCUGCAGGCGGUGCCCUGCGGGUGGUCCAAGGCCGCCAGAUCAAACAGUUGCCCGGGGCCCUGGAGGAGCCCUGAGCCCAGCUAAGCGCCUGCUUCCGGUCAGCUGGUCUCGCUCGGCCUCACCCAGGCCGCCAGUGAACCUGGAAAUCCCGGAGGUCAGGCCGGGAGUGGAGUCUGACCGCUCUUGUGCUGCGGCCUCGCCUUCCAGACGAGCCCUGCCAUUGCUCCUGCAGUGACUUAGUCCACUUCAGCUGAGAGGAGAGACAGCCUCUUGGUGAGACCGUGAAGGUGUGGGUCUGCGUGUGGCCUUGAGGUCUGUGACCCACUACCUCCCGUGCAGCUGGGGAUCAGCCCGGAUUCCAGAUUGAGGUGCCCCCGCCUGUACUGGCCCCCAAGCUGCUGGGAGAAGCAGUCACCUGACCGCAGCUGUUGUGACUCCAAACGCUGCUUUAUCUGAGGCUCCCUGAGUGUCCUGCAAACCCUGAGUAAAUCUCUGCCCUCACCCCACCCACAGCGAGUGCUGCUUUGCCUCUGAGGGGCAGGGGGGCCCAGGAGUCCAGCCGCGUCUGCCCCACCCCACUCCCUGCUCUGCACACGCUCUGGUCUCCCAGCCAUGCUGUUGUGAGGUUUAAAAAACAAAACACACCGCUGACA